Molecule: messenger RNA, 581 nt
Organism: Calliphora vicina (urban bluebottle blowfly)
Lineage: Eukaryota; Metazoa; Arthropoda; Insecta; Diptera; Calliphoridae
Gene: RpL27A
Product: ribosomal protein L27A
Exons: 4
Coding region: 19-468 (149 amino acids)
Biological process (GO): translation
Cellular component (GO): cytosolic large ribosomal subunit
Molecular function (GO): structural constituent of ribosome
Source: RefSeq, a predicted model, not a curated record
CUUUCUAAAAAAUUCAAGAUGUCGAAUAUCAAGAGGAAGAAGACCAGAAAGCUUCGCGGUCAUGUAAGUCAUGGUCACGGUCGUAUUGGCAAGCACCGUAAGCAUCCUGGUGGUCGCGGUAACGCUGGUGGUAUGCAUCACCAUCGCAUCAACUUCGACAAAUACCAUCCCGGUUAUUUCGGCAAAGUUGGUAUGAGGAACUUCCAUUUGCGUCGUCAACACAAAUUCUGCCCUACCCUCAAUUUGGAUAAAUUGUGGUCUUUGGUCGGUGCCGACAAAGUCGCUGAAUUGGAAAAGGAAAAGUCUACUAAGGCUCCCGUCGUCGAUUUAGUUAAAUUCGGUUACUACAAAUUGUUGGGCCGUGGUCACUUCCCCAACAUGCCCAUCAUUGUUAAAGCCAAAUACUUCUCCAAGAAGGCUGAAAACAAGAUCAAGAAGGCCGGUGGUGCCUGCUUGUUGGUCGCUUAAGUUAAGGAUUCCCUUUAUUAACCUCUGAUACGUUCGCUCUGAAUACAUUCGACCAUCUAAAAUGUAUUUGUUUUUUUAAUAAAAAAACCAUCUUAAGAAAACACAAAAAUAAA